AUGGAUACCAAAAAAUCACACAUACCCAGAAAAGCUGAUUAUUUCGGACACAACACAGAGAAAAAACCAAUUACAGCUAGCAGUGCUGGCUAUACCAAACAUAGUAGACACGAGAAAUCCGGCGCAGUAAGCGGCGAUAGCCAUAUCGCACAUAGUGACAAAAAGAAAUCAGGUGCAGACAGUAGUGUCACUAGUUCUGGACACGAUACCAAAACAAAAUCAACAACCUCCAAACAAAACACCGAAAAAACUACUACCACUAUCACUACUGCUGCAGCUUCCUCGACAGCUUUACGAGCACGACGAAGUAGAAUCGUACAAAAUUACCUUGUAGUAUGGCUCGAUGCCAAUAUCGAUGAGAAAAAGGAACAUUUUCAAAAGUCUCUUGUAGAGCUUCGAAAGAUUGUUGUCACAUUAGAUCUAUUUACAGACGUCGACCAAUGUAUUGAAUACCUAAAACGUAUCGAUGGUCAGAAAAUAUUUUUAAUUACAUCUGGGUUGUUUGGGCAAAAGACAGUGCCACUUAUACACGAUAUGGCUCAAGUUGAUACGAUCUUCGUUUUCUGUAUAAACAAGGAUCGACACAAAGUAUGGGCGAAAGAUUGGUCAAAAGUCGAAGGCGUUCAUGGCACAAUAAAGUCCAUAUGUAAACGAUUAGCAAAGGCUACGCGGGCAUGCGAUCAUGAUUCGAUCCCGAUGAGUUUCGUUCCGCAGCUAUGCACGUCAGAUACAGCGUCCAAUGAGAAAAAUCUUGAUCAAUUACCACCAGCGUACAUGUACUCGGUGAUUUUCAAGGAUAUUAUAUUGGAAAUUGAUGACGAUGACGCUAAAUCGAUGAACACCUUAGUGAAAUUUUGCCGAGAACAAAAUAUUCCUGAACACGAAAUAAAUGAAUUUAAGCGUAACUACCACCAGGAAUCAGCAGUCUGGUGGUAUACCAAAGAGAUUUUUCUCUAUGGUAUGCUUAAUUGUGGGUUAAGAUCGCUUGAUAUGGAAGCGAUGUCCAAAUUAGGAUUUUUCAUUCGAAAACUGCAUCUGCAACUGGAACAAUUGCAUAAGGAGCAGUCGGCAAGUUUCAAGAAAUCUUUUACAGUUUAUCGUGGUCAGGGUCUCAGCCAACAAGACUUUCAAAAUCUAAUGGGUUCAAAAGGUGGUCUCCUUUCGUUUAACAAUUUCUUAUCGACUAUUGAUUUAACUAAAUAUGCCAACAAAAAUGGACAACCUUCAACCACUUCAAAAACUCUUUUGAUAUUUGGCGCUUGA
Messenger RNA from Rotaria socialis, 1263 nucleotides. Lineage: Eukaryota; Metazoa; Rotifera; Eurotatoria; Philodinida; Philodinidae. The record is from the annotation of a GenBank genome assembly.